AUGUUACUAGUUUAUAUCUCUGUCUCUACUUUUGGAAUAUUUCAGCUGGAGGAUUGGGGCGGUGUCCAGUAUGACUACAUCGUUAUGUUUAACGGUACAGACUGUUUGGCACCCAGAUUUGCGGUAACCUCUGGGAAACGGAUAUUCGGCUCUCCUGGAACCAACAUAUCAUUGCUGUUCAUCAGUGAUUUGACAGAACAAGGCAGCGGUUUUCGUCUUCUAUAUCAACCAGAAACCGAGGUGAACGCAUGGAAACUUUUACAAGCAA
Molecule: messenger RNA, 268 nt
Organism: Dicrocoelium dendriticum
Lineage: Eukaryota; Metazoa; Platyhelminthes; Trematoda; Plagiorchiida; Dicrocoeliidae
Source: the annotation of a GenBank genome assembly